Messenger RNA from Malania oleifera, 1303 nucleotides. RefSeq names its product alpha-galactosidase-like. Bases 1 to 1266 code for a protein of 421 amino acids. Lineage: Eukaryota; Viridiplantae; Streptophyta; Magnoliopsida; Santalales; Ximeniaceae. The record is from RefSeq and is a predicted model, not a curated record. Gene Ontology annotation, molecular function: hydrolase activity, hydrolyzing O-glycosyl compounds. Gene Ontology annotation, biological process: carbohydrate metabolic process. The transcript has 15 exons.
AUGAAAAGAAGAAUUGAAUUCAUAUCCUUUACGUCUUCAAUUUUUUUCUUCUGCUACUGGUCCUCCUUAGUCUGCGGCUGCUACUGCUCCUCCUUAGUCUGCGGCGGCGCACCAUCAUCUCACCCUGAUCCUGCUAAUGGAUGUGCCGGCAGCCGGCGGAGUCAGCUCCCCAACGCUCUUGCUUUGACCCCUCCAAUGGGGUGGAAUAGUUGGAAUCACUUCCAUUGCAACAUAAAUGAAACGAUCAUUAGGCAGACCGCUGAUGCUCUUGUCUCAACUGGUCUAGCCAAGCUUGGAUAUCAAUACGUGAAUAUAGAUGAUUGCUGGGCUGAAUCAAAACGUGACUCGAAGGGUAAUUUGGUAGCCAACAAGAUUACAUUUCCAUCAGGAAUUAAAGCUCUUGCAGAUUAUGUUCAUGAUAAGGGCUUAAAGUUAGGAAUUUAUGAAGAUUCAGGGUUUCGGACAUGUGGUGGGGGAAUGCCAGGUUCCCUUCAUUAUGAAGAACAAGAUGCUAGAACCUUUGCUUCAUGGGGAAUUGACUACUUAAAGUAUGACAAUUGCUAUAAUGAUGACACAAGGCCAACUAUAAGAUACCCUAUUAUGUCUCGUGCAUUGGUGAAAACAGGACGUCCUAUCAUCUUCUCGAUGUGUGAAUGGGGCGAUAUGCGCCCAGCUUUAUGGGCUCGUAACAUAUCAAAUAGUUGGAGAACUACCGAUGACAUUUCAGAUUCAUGGGGAAGUAUGCUAAAUAUAGCUGACAUGAACGAGAUAUACGCCGAUUAUGCUGGACCUGGUGGCUGGAAUGAUCCAGACAUGCUUGAAGUAGGGAAUGGUGGAAUGCAUUACAAGGAAUAUAAGGUGCAUUUUAGCUUGUGGGCCAUCUCUAAGGCACCCCUUAUAUUAGGGUGUGAUGUACGGUUUCUGACCGAUGAAACUAUGCAAAUCAUUGGUAAUGAGGAGGUGAUUUCAGUCAAUCAAGAUAAACUUGGUGUCCAGGCAAAAAAAGUAAGAAAUAGUGGAGAACGACAGACAUGGGCAGGGCGUCUUACGGCUAACAGGAUAGUUAUUUUACUAGUGAAUCGAAAGCCAUAUGUUUCCACAAUGACAGCUCAUUGGGAUGAUAUUGGUAUACAGGAUGACAAUGUUGUAGUCCAAGCAAGGGACCUAUGGGAGCAUCGUACUUUAGAGACGACAUUUCAAGGCAAGUUGACAGCAAAAGUGGAUCCUCAUUCCUGCAAGAUGUACGUGCUAACACCCGUCUCUUGACUUAAUUUUAGCAUAGAAAGAAAUGUAAUAUGCCAAA